Molecule: messenger RNA, 948 nt
Organism: Python bivittatus (Burmese python)
Lineage: Eukaryota; Metazoa; Chordata; Lepidosauria; Squamata; Pythonidae
Product: olfactory receptor 5J3-like
Biological process (GO): G protein-coupled receptor signaling pathway
Cellular component (GO): membrane
Molecular function (GO): olfactory receptor activity; G protein-coupled receptor activity
Source: RefSeq, a predicted model, not a curated record
AUGAAAGCAAAGUCUGGAAUAAAUUACACUUUGGUGACCAACUUCAUUCUUUUUGGACUCACAGAACACCUGGAAAUGCAGCCACUGCUCUUUGCAACAUUUUUAAUCAUCUAUAUUGCCACUCUGCUGGGGAAUCUUGGGAUGAUUUUAUUAAUUUGGACUGUUCCCCAGCUGCAUACCCCCAUGUACGGGUUUAUUAGCAGCCUGUCCUUUUUAGAUGCCUGUUAUUCCACCACCAUCACACCCACAAUGCUGGUGACCUUUUUAGUGGACAAGAAAACCAUAUCUUAUGCUUCCUGCAUUGCACAGUAUUGUUUCUUUGCCAUAUUUGCCACAACUGAAUUUUUCCUGUUGGCUGCAAUGGCGUAUGAUCGCUAUGUGGCCAUCUGUAACCCUUUGCUCUACACUUCAGUGAUGACUAAGAGGCUCUGUAAAGGAUUGAUAGCUGGAUCGUAUCUAUGGGGAAUUGUGAAUUCUAUGAUUCACACGAGUGGUUUGUUGAGGUUGUCCUUUUGUGGCUCCAAAGGCAUCAAUCACUUUUUUUGUGAUCUCACCCCCCUUCUGAAACUGGCUUGCAGUGACGUCUCUAUGAACGAAAUGCUGAUAUUCAUUUUUGGCAGCCUGUUUGAAAUGAGCACCUUGCUAAUCAUUGUUACCUCUUAUAUAUUCAUUAUCACUGCGGUCCUAAGAAUUCGCUCCACUGAAGGGAGGUAUAAAGCAUUUUCCACGUGUGCAUCCCACCUCACAGCAGUGGCCAUAUUUCAUGGAACUAUUCUCUUCAUGUACUUCCGGCCCAGUUCUAGCUAUUCCCUUGACACUGACAAAAUGGCAUCUCUGUUUUACACAGUAAUAAUACCCCUGUUGAAUCCUUUGAUCUACAGCCUGAGGAAUAAAGAUGUAAAAUGUGCUGUGAAAAAAGUAUUUGGAAGAGAACUGGGCUCCCAUUAA